Scomber japonicus (chub mackerel) is the source of this 11621-nucleotide messenger RNA. It is a transcript of the gene hspg2, whose product is annotated as heparan sulfate proteoglycan 2. The transcript has 86 exons. Gene Ontology annotation, molecular function: protein binding; calcium ion binding. The coding region runs from base 405 to 11507 and encodes 3700 amino acids. NCBI's taxonomy places the organism in Eukaryota, Metazoa, Chordata, Actinopteri, Scombriformes, Scombridae. The record is from RefSeq and is a predicted model, not a curated record.
UGCUCUGUCCCAGCGCAGGACUUCCCUCUGACUUGCAAGACCGCAUUUAGUCCCACAACAAGUCCAAGUUUCGGAGUGCACGGGAGGAAGAAGCGAGUUUGGAGUGCUCUCCGAGUCGAUAUUUUAACGACUGUGCACAAAAAAAGAGGCACGAAAGGAUCCUUUUUUUUCUUUUUCCUUUUUUUCCUUUCCUUUUUUUUCUUUUUUCUUUUUUUUUUUUUUUACCUGUUGAUGAAGUCCCACCGGGUGUGGGGCGCAGAGGAGCAGUCGGGUUUCUUCACUGUGAAGAAAAGUCUGAAAACGGUGCAGAUAACACACCACUCCAGUGGCCAGGAGGAGUGAAGGACUUCGGGUUUUUUCCUUUUUUUCCCCAGCAGUUGCAGCCUGUGCUGGGUUGGUGGAAAAUGGGCACUCCGACCACUUCGAUCUGUGGACUUAUCCUCCUCACUAUACUCACAUGCCAGCUGGUCACUGUGACUCAGGCCUCCAAGGUGUGGGGAGAGGUCCCUCUGCCAGAAGAUUUGGAGGCAGAGAAGGAUGUCCGGGCGUCCCAGAGCUUACUGGAUGAUGACGAAGACUUUGCUGCUGAUGAGGCCUCAGGAGAUCUGCCCAGUGGAGAGGAUGAUGGAAGCACACCAUGGCCUCCAGCCCCUGAGAGCACAAUUUAUUAUUACAGAGCUCUCGUCAACUUCACCGACUCCCUGGUUUACGGCCCUGAGCUUGAAGACAUCUUCUCUCCAGCCUUUAUUGAGAUCUCUGAAGCAGUGGUGGACACGCUGGAGUCAGAGUACAACAGGAUUCCAGGUGUGCAGACAGUCAGCGUGGUCCUCAUUAAGAAGGUGAUAAGAGAGGAUGGCGUGGAUGUAUUCGUGGAGUUGGAUGUGGGUUCUGACUACAACAGCAAUGAAGAGCAGAUCUACAGCGUGCUGUACAAUGUGGUGAAGGAGGGAGCCAUCGCUUCCUACGUGACAUCAGUCCAGGGCUUUCAGUUCAGACAGCUUGGGGAAGUCGCCCCCGGCAUCAGACCUUGCAUGCCAGAUGAACACAGGUGUGGUGAUGGGGCAUGUAUCCUGAUGGAAUACCUGUGUGACAACAGAGCAGACUGCAGAGACAUGAGUGAUGAGAUCAACUGUGGUGAAUUUGUUUUAGAUUUAAAACGGCCAAUCGCUCCAGUCACCCCAACUCCUGGCACCACAACCACCACCAAGAAGCCCCCACGCCCACCUAGCAUACCUGGACCCUGCAGAGUGGAUCAAGCCACAUGCCAGAGCGGAGAGUGUAUCCCUCGAGACUACAUCUGUGAUGGAGAGAGGGAUUGCUCGGAUGGAAGCGACGAGUUCAGAUGUGGUACACCAUCUCCCUGUGAACCUAACGAGUUCAAAUGUAAAAACGGUCGCUGUGCCCUCAAACUUUGGCGCUGCGAUGGAGACAAUGACUGUGAGGAUAACUCGGAUGAAACAGACUGCCCCACCAAGGGUCCUGGUGACAGGUGUGCUCCUGAGCAGUUUGAAUGCCUGAGCGAUCGCAGCUGCAUCCCAGCUAGUUACCAGUGUGAUGAAGAGCCAGACUGCCCUGACCGCUCCGAUGAGUACGGCUGCAGCCCUCCCUCUGUGACAAGCCCGCCAGAGGAGUCUGUUCAGGCAGCGCGGGGGUCAACGGUGACAUUCACCUGUCAGGCUGUCGGAGUGCCAACACCCAUCAUCACCUGGAGACUUAACUGGGGACACAUUCCCGUCAGUGGCAGGAUCUCCAUGACCAGUGAGAAUGGGCGUGGCACCCUCAUCAUUCGUGACGUGAAGGAAUCAGAUCAGGGGGCAUACACCUGUGAGGCCAUCAAUGCUAAAGGCCUAGUGUUUGGUAUCCCUGACGGAGUGCUGACUCUCACAUCGAAUCCAAACCCAGGCAACUGUCCUGAGGGUCACUUCAGUGUGUCGGGUCGCUGUGUGCCCUGCUUCUGUGCUGGAAUCACCAAGAACUGCAAGAGCACCGGCCGCUACCGCAACCAGAUGAGUCUGCGUUUCAAUGAUGAUGGAGACUACAAAGGAGUGAAUGUCACUUACCCAUCCAGGCCAGGCACUCCUCCUCUCUCCUCCACUCAGAUCAUCAUCAACCCUGAGAUGGAAGAAUUCCAGCUUGUCGAUCUGUCGCGUCGUUUCCUCAACCUUGACUCUUUUUGGACCUUGCCUCGCCAAUUUCUUGGCAACAAGAUCGACUCCUAUGGAGGAUCCCUGAAGUUUAAGGUGCGCUACAUACUGGCCCGCGGUCUGACUGAGCCUGUGGAGAAGCCGGAUGUCAUGCUUGUUGGAAAUGGACACAGGCUUGUGUACCGCAGAGGCAACGGCACCCCCGCCCGAGUGGUCAACCAGAAAGAGAUCAAAUUUACUGAAGAAAACUGGCAGCACUCCAAUGGCCGGCCUGUGAGCCGCGAGGACAUGUUGAUGACACUGGCCAACUUGGACAGCAUCAAUAUCCGCACCAUUUAUGACAACCACAUGGUCAGCGUAGCACUCAGUGACGUCGUCAUGGAUAUCACCUCCGUGGAGUUCAGCACCAUGGGUCAUGCUAAGAAUGUUGAAGAGUGCAGGUGUCCUCCCGGAUACACAGGCCUGUCCUGUGAGAUGUGUUCCUCUGGUUUUGAGCGUGUCCCCGGUGGCACCUAUCUUGGCACCUGCGCCGGCUGUAACUGUAAUGGACAUGCCAGCGCCUGUGAUCCCAUCAGCGGACACUGUCUGAGCUGCCAGCACAACACAGAGGGCCCUCAGUGUGACAAGUGUCGCCCCGGUUACUUUGGUGACCCGAGCCGAGGUCGCCCCGAUGACUGCAAACCCUGCCCCUGCCCGUACUACGAGACCUCACGCCGGUUCUCUGACACCUGCUUCCUGGACACUGACCAACAGCCAACAUGUGAUGCCUGCAGGCCCGGCUACACAGGAAGACGCUGUGAAAAGUGUGCUUCUGGUUACCAGGGUAACCCCCUUCUGCCUAAUGGAAAGUGUGUCCCUAACCUGAACUCCAAGUGUGAUAACAGAGGAACUAUCAACUCUAACAGCAGGCCAUGCAGCUGCAAGAACAACGUGGCAGGCGCUCAGUGUGACGAGUGUAAGGCUGGUUUCUUCCACCUGUCAGAGGCCAACCCUGAUGGCUGUCUGCGUUGCUUCUGUAUGGGCGUCACCAAACAGUGCGCCAGCUCCACUUGGAAUAGAGAUCAGGUGCGGGGAGGCGUAAACGGGCAGCUCUUCUCCCUCUCCAACAGUGCCAACACUAAAACUAUCUCUGAAGGCAUCUCUCAGAGGGGCUCCUCUGAAGUUGUCUACCGCUCCUUUUCCAACAUCCCCAACGACAUCUACUAUUGGGUCCUACCUGAGAGCUUCAGAGGAGAUAAGGUGACGGCCUAUGGUGGAGAGCUUCGCUACACCGUUCGUUUUGAACCAUCUCAGCGCUCACUGGUGAUUGACGGUCAGCCAGAUGUGGUUCUCCAGGGCAAUGGCAUCUUCCUUGAACACUACUCUCAGACCAAGGCCCUCCCUCGUGUCCCACAAACUGUCACUGUCACUUUCCGAGAGUCUGCGUGGCGUCGUGCUGAUGGGCAGCCGUGCACCCGUGAGCACCUCCUGAUGGCUCUGGCUGAUGUUACUGUCUUCAUGAUCAGGGCCACCUACGCAGACAACAUGGCUGAGAGCAGUAUCUCAGACAUCAGGAUGGACGUUGCUGUUCCUCACUCCACUGGUAAUGAACGUGCUCUGGAGGUGGAAGAGUGUGCCUGCCCACAGGGAUACAGAGGACCUUCUUGCCAGGAGUGUGAUGAAGGUUACACUCGCACAAGCUCUGGCCUUUACCUGGGCACUUGUGAAAGGUGCGACUGCAACGGGCACGCCAGCAGCUGUGACCCAGAGACCGGCAGGUGUCUGCUAUGUCUCCAUAACACCGCUGGGCCAAGGUGUGAACGCUGUCAGUCUGGUUUCUAUGGAAAUCCCGCCACAGGUGGUCCUCAGGCCUGCCAGCCCUGUCCCUGUCCUGGAACCACAUCCAACAACCAAUUCUCCCCAACCUGUUACCUGGAGCCAGACGGUCAGCCAACCUGUGACAACUGCCCCCCUGGAUACACUGGUCGACGCUGUGAGAGAUGUGCUGCAGGAUACACUGGCAACCCACUGCUUGGACAAAGAUGCCAUGUUGGCAAUGAUGACAAUGGUAACUGCUACAACUGUAACAGAGAAGGAAGUGAGGGCUGCAAUGGUGGUGCGUGUCGCUGCAAGAUGAACGUUGACGGCCCAUACUGCUCCGACUGUAAGUCCGGAACUUUCCAUUUUAGCCCGAAAAACAAAGAUGGCUGCCUGUCCUGUUUCUGUAUGGGCGUCACCCAGCAGUGCUCCAGCUCUACCUACUACAGAGACCUGGUGUCCUCAGUCUUUUCACCAGGGAACUUCCAGGAAUUUGCUCUGGUCAAUCGUCAACGCACCAACCGCAUCUCUAAUGGUUUCUCAGUGGAGGUUUCCACUACAGGCACUCAGCUGUCGUACAGCAACUUUGACAAUCUGGGACAGGAGGUUCAGUACUGGCAGCUUCCUGGAGGCUACCAGGGAGACAAGAAGGAUGUUUUCUCCUCUCGUAUAAAACGAGCAGAGCAGGGUGAUGUCAGACAGCUGGAUGAUCAGGUCUGGGCCCUCUUCUCUAACUUCACCCGUCGACAAGCUGGUUCCCCUCCAUUCGCCCCUUCCUCUUUUUCUCCCCAUUCCUCUAAAUCUAAAUCUGCCUCAUCCUCUUCAUCUUCUCGGGUCCCAGCUUCCUCUUCUUCUUCUUCCUCCUCCUCUCAAUGGUCUUUACGUAACCUGAGCCCCCCUUCUUCUUCAUCUGGUAUCUCCUCUUCAAUUAGACCAACCAGACCCCAACCCUACUCCCCAGGCCAUUCUCCUCAUCUGCAGUACGCUCUGGUCUACAAAGGUUUCAGCUUGCUCCAGGAUGAUCUGCUCUACUGGCAGCUCCCAGCGCAGUUCACAGGGGAUAAGGUGGGUUCCUAUGGCGGUAAACUCAAAUACACCAUUUCCUAUGUGCCUGGUUCAAGAGGAACUUUUAUUGAGGAUGCCAACGUCCAGAUUAUCGGUAAUGACAUCACUCUGGUAGCCUUCCAGACCUGGAAUAGGAACUCGCUGGUUGGCUCGAAGGAGCAUAGUCAGUUUGAGAUUGUCUUCAGAGAGGAAAAUUGGCGGCGUCCCGAUGGCAUGCCUGCCACCCGAGAACACCUGAUGAUGGUCCUGGCUGAUCUGGAUGACAUCCUGAUCCGAGCAUCUUACGCUUCUGAGAUGCGCUCCUCCAGUAUCUCUGAUAUCAGCAUGGAAGUUGCGGUGCCCAACUACAGUGGCUUGGCACAGGCCCUCGAAGUGGAGCAGUGCCGCUGCCCACCUGGGUACCAGGGACUCUCCUGCCAGGACUGCGCAUCUGGAUAUACUCGCACUGGGGGAGGCUUAUACCUGGGUCACUGUGAGCUUUGUGAAUGCAAUGGCCACUCUGACUCAUGCCACCCUGAAACUGGCAUCUGCACGAGCUGCCUGCAUAACACUCAGGGUGAGCUCUGUGAACAGUGCGCCCCAGGCUUCUUUGGCGACCCCACUGUUGGCACUCCAGAGGACUGCCAGCCCUGCGCCUGCCCUCACACUGACCCAGAAAACCAGUUCUCUCCAACCUGUGAGAGCCUUGGAAAUGGAGGCUACCAGUGUACUGCCUGUCAGCCUGGAUACACUGGCCAGUACUGUGAACGUUGUGCUCCUGGAUAUAUUGGCAACCCACAGGAGAGGCAGAAAUGUCGUCCAUAUGAUGCUGCAGCCUCCCUGGUGGUGAAGGUUUAUCCGGAGAGGGUCCUGGCUACCCAGGGUGGGCCUGUCACUCUGCGGUGUCAGGUGUCUGGCUCUCCUCCACACUAUUUCCACUGGUCCAGAGAGGAUGGACGUCCCAUCUCACACAGUACUGACAGACGCAGACAAGGAGCAGAACUGUACUUCCCUACUGUUCAGCCGAGUGAUGCCGGUGUUUACGUCUGUACCUGCAGAGACCAGCACAGCACCAACAGGAGCCGUGCUGAAAUUGUUGUCACCAGUGUCCCUUUCAAACCCAUUGAGGUGACAAUUGAGGAGCCCAAAGCCCAGACUGUUAGGGUGGGGUCCACUGUCAGCUUCAUUUGUACUGCAAAGAGCAAGUCACCAGCCUAUACUCUGGUAUGGACCAGGCUGGGUAACGGGAAGCUUCCCAACCGUGCCAUGGACUUCAACGGCAUCCUGACGAUUCAGAAUGUCCAGCCGGAGGAUGCUGGACUUUACAUUUGCACUGGCUCCAACAUGUUUGCCAUGGAUGAGGGCAAAGCCAUCCUCUACGUGCCAGAAGCCUCACAGACUCAGAUGUUUUACACAGCCUAUGAAAUGUUUGAAGGACACAGAAAGCCUGCAGAGGGGGCUCAGCCUGUUGCCACCAUCACUCCCUCAGUGCUGAAUGUCCAGCAGGGCCAGAGGGCAGAGUUUCGCUGCACAGUGACUGGGAAUCCAACCCCUGCCAUCGAAUGGAUCGGAGGUCCAGGGAACAGAAUGAGUCCCAGAGCUGUGAUAAGAGGUGGUGUAUUGACCUUCACAGCAGUGGACUCAACUGAUCAGGGAGAAUACGUCUGCAAGGCCCUGAACACUCAUGGGGAGCACACAGCACAAGCUUCUCUAUUCAUCCAAAAGUCCAACCCAGGUGGCCUAGGUACCCAGCCCCAAGUCCAAGUCAGUCCCCAAAAUGUUGAAGUCCACGAGGGCGACACCUUGAGGUUGUACUGCAGAGCAUCAGGAGCCCCCACCCCGAAGCUCACCUGGCUGAAAAAUGGAGGAGAAAUCCCUCCACAGGCCAUUCCCUCUCAUGGUUUCCAUCAGUUUAAAAGCAACAGUAUCGAUGUGUUACAGAGACGUAUUGAGGAGCUGCAGGCCCGCAUGGACCGCACCGACAUCGGUACUCUGAUCAUCCCGAACAUCGAGAUGUCCGACUCCGGCAUUUACAUGUGUGUCGGUAGCAACAGCAUUGGCUCAAAUAGUGCACCUGUUAAAGUCACUGUGCUUAAAGCAGAACAUGCCUCCUCAGUUGUCAGCAUCCAGCCAUCUAUAGCUGAUGUCCAGGAAGGCCAGAGUCUGGAGCUCAACUGUUUUGCUCCUGGAAAUCCUCCACCCCAAGUCACCUGGACGAGAGCCAGUGGCCGCCUUUCCUCCAACCACCAGGUUCGUGGCAGUCAGCUGCGAAUCCUGUCAGCCACUCAAGAGGACUCAGGAGAGUAUAUCUGUCGGGCGCAGGGACACACUGGAAACCCAGGAUCUCAUAUCCACCAGGCCUCUGUCUCUGUAUCUGUCACUUCAUCUUCUUCGCGUCUUCAGAGUCCAAUCAUCGCCAUCGAGCCCCACAGUGCUGCAGUGCGUGUGGGCGAGUCGGCCAGUUUCAGGUGCAGGGUGUACAGCGGAGCCCAGCCUGUCAGACUGGAAUGGAAACUGGCCAACAACCAAGCACUGCCAGAUAAUGUCAAAGUUGGGCCUGAUGGUUCUGUUCUUACCAUUGCCAAUGCCCGCCCUGCCAACCAUGGUGCUUUCCGUUGUGUGGCGAGCAACCCAUUCGGCAUCACCCACACCAUCGUGUCUUUGAUUGUCAAAGAGACUCCUAUCGCCACCGUCACCCCUGUUGGGCCCGUGCAGGUCAGAGUGGGUGAACCCAUCAACCUUGAGUGCCAGGCAUCAGGAGAGCCCCGCCCUUCAGUCUCAUGGCACAGGCUGGACAGCAACCGUAAGACCAUGCUGAGCAGCCCUGUACCAAUGGAGUCCAAUGCCGUCAUGCAGAUACUUGUGGCACGCCUAGAAGACAGUGGCAUGUAUGUCUGCACAGCUCGCAACAAUGAGGGCACCACUGAAACCAGGGUGGAGGUGAUCGUUGAGGGAGGAUCUCAAGUGCCCUCUGUGCCCAGGGCUUCUGUUCCUGAGCCGCUGAUGGUUGUAGUGGAAGGACAGACCACAACACUGCGCUGUGACGCCCACGGUUUCCCAGCCCCGACAAUUACCUGGUCCAAGCUGCGGUCUCCUCUUCCUUGGAGACAUAAGAUAGUGAACAACAGCCUGGUGCUGCCCAGCGUGGGCCGUCAAGACUCUGGAGAAUACAUUUGUACUGCCACCAACAACAUGGGCACCACUGAAGUCACCAUCAUGCUCGAUGUAGAGACCCCUCCAUAUGCCACCUCUCUGCCCAAUGAUGUGGCAGUGCGGGUUGGGGAGGUGAUCCGGUUGCAGUGCCUGGCCCAUGGCACUCCACCACUGACCUACGCUUGGACCAAGUUGGAUGGAGACCUGCCCCCAAGAGCCCAGGUUAACGAUGGGGAUCUCCAGAUCAACCUGGCUACCACUGAGGAUGCUGGGAGCUACAAGUGUGUGGCCGGCAACAAAGUGGGCAACAGCGAAGUGAUAGCUAAAGUCACAGUCAGAUCCCCAUUGGCAGUCCGUGUGUCACCCCAGGUGGAGGUAAGGGGUCGGGGCAGUGCUGUGGAGUUCACCUGUUCAGCAGCAGGUGGAGUCGAAACCAAAAUUGAAUGGCUGAAGGAAGGAGGUGCCCUGCCACCAAAUCAUCAUAUCAAGGAUGGAGUGCUCAGGAUUGAGAACCUCGAGCAGAGCAAUGAAGGUGUUUAUAUCUGCAGAGCCAGCAGUGUGUUUGGACAGGCUCAGGACACUGCCAGGCUGACCAUCCAAGCCCUGCCAAAGGUGAUGAUCAAUGUGCGUACUUCAGUGCAGACUGUGAUGAUUGGAAACUCGGUGGAGUUUGAAUGCCAGGCUGUUGGUGACCCUGAGCCCACAGUGAAGUGGAGUAAAGUUGGCGGCUCUCUGCCAACUCACAUUAUGGUGAAAGGGGGCAUGCUGAAGAUCGAGAAUGUGACGGAGGCUGAUGCCGGGCAAUAUCGCUGUACAGCCACCAAUGAUGUAGGCUCAGUAGAGUCUCAGGUCGUCCUUAAUGUCCAGUCACUUCCUCAGAUUGCUGCACUGCCAGAAACUAAGGAGGUGACAAUAGGGUCUGAUGCAGUCUUGCCCUGUGUGGCCUCUGGAUACCCUGUACCUGACAUCAAAUGGUCCAAGCUGGAUGGAGAGCUUCCUCCAAAGUGUUUCCAGGACGUCAAUGUGCUCACAGUUCCUCGGGUCACUGAAGCGGAUUCGGGGACAUAUGUCUGCACCGCCUCCAACAAACAGGGCAAAGUGGACGCCUUUACUAAACUUGAAGUUCAUGAGAGAGUGAUGCCAUACUUUCCCCAGGAUCCCCUGUCCUACCUCACUCUUCCUACCAUCAAAAAGGCCUACAAGGCUUUCAGCAUUAAGAUCAACUUUAGACCUGAUAAUGUUGAUGGUCUCAUGUUGUACGCCGGUAUGAUCCUCUACAAUGGCCAGAGGAGUACCACAGGAGCUGACUUUAUCUCUCUGGGACUUGUGGGUGGUCGGGUAGAGUUCAGGUUUGACGUGGGCUCCGGCAUGGCCACCAUACGCGACCCCAACCCCAUCAAACUGGGAGAGUUUCACACGGUUGAGCUGUAUCGUAACCACACCCUGGGCUAUAUCAUUGUAGAUGGAGGGGAGCCCAUUAAUGGCAGUUCACAGGGCAAGUUCCAGGGCUUGGAUCUGAAUGAGGUGCUGCAUGUGGGGGGUUAUCCCAACUACACAGUCCUCGCCAAAACUGCGGGCAUUAAAACCGGGUUUGUUGGCUGUAUCCGUCAGCUGAUCAUUCAAGGUGAGGAGGUCAUUUUCAAAGAUCUUCACCGCAGCGCUACCGGUGUCACAAACUGUCCCACCUGCAAAGAUCGCCCAUGCCAGAAUGGAGGGAGGUGCGAGGACUUAGAUGCCAGCUUGUACAAGUGCGGCUGCCCCAGAGGAUUUACAGGCAGCAAUUGCCAACACCACUCAUCCCUGCACUGCCACUCAGAGGCCUGUGGACCAGACGCCACUUGCAUCAACCAGCAAAACGGCCUGGGAUAUUACUGCCGCUGCCAUCUCGGCAAGUUUGGAGACAAAUGCAUGGAUGGGGAACUGAUCACCACUCCGCUGUUUGACGGUACCGAGUCAUACAUAGCUUAUCCUCCCCUCACCAACAUCCAUGAUGACCUGCGUGUUGAGCUGGAGUUCAAACCAGUGGACAGAGAUGGGCUGGUGUUCUUCUGUGGAGGGAAGAAAAUGAAAGUGGAGGACUUUGUAGCCAUCUCCAUGGUGGGCGGGCACGUAGAGUUCAGAUAUGAACUGGGCACAGGCCAAGCAGUCCUUCGGAGUACAGAACCACUCUCUCUGGGUCAGUGGCACACAGUUGUGGCCGAGCGGAACAAGAAGGCCGGCCACCUGAAGGUCGACCACGGCCCAGUGGAGAGGAGGACAUCUCCAGGAAAUGCCCAGGGUCUCAAUAUCCACACCGCCAUGUACCUGGGAGGAGUUCCCGACAUGGACAUCCUGCCUAAGCCCGCCAAUGUCAGCAAGAUGUUUGAGGGUUGUAUAGGAGAGGUUGCCAUCAACAACAAGAAGGUGGAUCUGUCCUACAGUUUCACAGAAGACAGAUCCAUUCGCAAGUGUGUGGACGACAGUCCCUGUGACCGCCGGCCCUGCCAGAAUGGUGGUCACUGCAUGUUGAGUGCUGAAUAUGAGUACCAGUGCCUCUGUAAGGAUGGCUUUGAAGGUGACCAUUGUGAGGUGGUGAAAUACGUUUGCCUGAGCAACCUUCAAUGCCAGAAUGGCGGCAGCUGUGUCAACGGCCAGUGUGUGUGUACUCCCGGCCACACAGGCCUGAACUGUGAAGAAAGCCAGUUCUUCAGCUUCCCCGAGGCCCCGAGGAAUUUGGAAGCUAGCGAGGCGAAUGAUUCACCCUAUCAGUAUGCAGCUCAUUUCAAUAAUGAUGGAUACAUCGCCCUUCCUAGAGGAGUUUUCCCAAGAGGUGCACAUGACUCGCCAGAGACCAUCGAACUGGAAAUCAAUACCGGCUCCUCUGAGGGCCUGAUCCUGUGGCAGGGAGUGGAGACCACUGGCGCACGCAAUUUGCGAAAGGUGCAUGCUAGUAAAAAGGAACAUGGAGAACAUGGCAAAGGCAAGGACUUCAUUAGCCUCGGUCUACAGAAUGGACACCUUGUUUUCAGUUACCAGCUGGGCAGCGGAGAGGCACAGAUCUUGUCCCGGAGGUCGAUCAAUGAUGGGAGAUGGCAUAAGGUUACAGCAGUCAGAACUGGAAAAGAGGGAUACAUCCAGAUCGAUGGAGGAGCCGCACUACAUGGACAGUCUAAGGGCACAAAGGUCAUGGUCAACACCAAAGGCAGUAUAUACCUUGGUGGAGCACCAAACAUGGCUGCUAUGACAGGAGGGAAGUUUUCCUCGGGAAUGACAGGCUGCGUGAGGAACCUGACACUGAUGAACGCCCGGCCGGGACAGCAGCCAGCCCAAGCCAUCGACCUGCAAUCCCACGCAGCCCACGGCACCAACGUGCAGCCAUGCUCUUCAUAGACCGCAACAUACACAUGCAAAGAUGAACACACACACACACACACACACACACACACAAACACACUUACAGAUAUACCCACAGAGACUAUGGAGUGAUGCCACACACACACACAA